Molecule: messenger RNA, 3811 nt
Organism: Engraulis encrasicolus (European anchovy)
Lineage: Eukaryota; Metazoa; Chordata; Actinopteri; Clupeiformes; Engraulidae
Product: neuronal PAS domain-containing protein 3
Exons: 12
Coding region: 609-3743 (1044 amino acids)
Biological process (GO): regulation of transcription by RNA polymerase II
Molecular function (GO): RNA polymerase II transcription regulatory region sequence-specific DNA binding; DNA-binding transcription factor activity, RNA polymerase II-specific; protein dimerization activity
Source: RefSeq, a predicted model, not a curated record
UAGACAAGUGUUUAAAAAUGAUGGUCACAUCAUACAAAUAUUUUUGCUAAUGCCAAAAUCUAAGCGAAUAGUGUAUAUUUUACUGUACUACAACCUGUACUUCGAGAAAAUGAAAACUGUUUCCAACUACAACUGAGUGGCGUUGUUGCGCCGGUAGGAGAAGAGAUGAGCCUCCCGGUUUACAUACAGCGAGCCAGGAAAAGCUGAAAAUGCAGACAAACAGACUCUGAAUUGGCUUAUCGAAGCGUGGGGGAUAUGGGCAUACUGCGGGGAAAUGCGAUGAAAUGAUGUCCCCGUUUAUACAAUGAUUUGUCGCGCUGUCUCUUCCUGAAGCCCAAGUGUAAGGACAGCCGCUGGAUUCGCGAAGCGUCCCCCGGUUUCCACUCACUUUCUUGGCAUGCCUUUGGAGCUCGGUCUCGGCUUUUUUCGCUCCUUUCUUCACGCACUGAACGUCAAUACACGGAGACAGGGACACGACUGGUGCAGAGAGACGCAAUGGCUUUGUUGAAAUUCUCACCGUGCACAUAACGCUGUGCUGUCGGUGGUCUCGGCUCUAUGUCAAAAUAAAUCUGAAGAAAAAAAGUAAGAAAUCAAAUAAUUGCAGGAAGAUGGCGCCCACCAAGCCGAGCAUUCAGCAAGACCCUUCAAGAAGAGAACGCGAUGCCUAUUGGGAGAGGCCCCCUAAUGCCAGCUCCUGCUCAGCCUCUAGGCCCAAGACACUCCACCUGGGAGGGCAGCAACACACUUCAUCGCCAUGGUUGCAGGCUCUGAGGAAGGAGAAGUCCCGCGAUGCGGCGCGCUCGCGGCGCGGCAAGGAGAACUUUGAGUUCUACGAGCUGGCCAAGAUGCUGCCGCUGCCGGGGGCCAUCACCAGCCAGCUGGACAAGGCCUCCAUCAUCCGCCUGACCAUCAGCUACCUGAAGAUGAGGGACUUCGCCAACCAGGGAGACCCGCCGUGGAACCUGCGCAUGGAGGGCCCGCCGCCCAACACCUCAGUCAAAGCUAUCGGGGCUCAGAGGAGGAGGAGUCCCAGUGUCGUCGCCUCUGAGAUCUUCGAGCCACACCUCGGGAGCCACAUCCUGCAGUCCCUGGAUGGAUUUGUAUUUGCACUAAACAAGGAGGGGAGGUUUUUGUACAUCUCCGAGACGGUGUCCAUAUACCUGGGCCUCUCACAGGUGGAGUUGACGGGCAGCAGCGUGUUUGACUACGUGCACCCGGGCGACCACGUGGAGAUGGCGGAGCAGCUGGGCAUGAAGCUGCCCCCGGGCAGGGGCCUCCUCUCCCAGGGCACCGCCGAGGACGCCGCCAGCUCCGCAUCCUCCUCCUCGCACUCCGAGACGCCCGAGCCAGUGGAGUCCACCAGUCCGAGUCUGCUGGCGCCUGAUAACUCCCUGGAGCGCUCCUUCUUUGUCCGGAUGAAGUCCACUCUGACCAAGCGAGGCGUCCACAUCAAGUCGUCAGGCUAUAAGGUGAUCCACGUGACGGGCAGGCUGCGGAUACGCAUGGCGCUGACCCACAGUCGCUCGGUGCCCAAUCAGAUCAUGGGAAUGGUGGUGGUGGCGCACGCCCUGCCCCCGCCCACCAUCAACGAGGUGCGCAUCGACUGCCAGAUGUUCGUCACGCGGGUCAACAUGGACCUCAACAUCAUCUACUGUGAAAACAGAAUUAGCGACUACAUGGACCUGACGCCAGUGGACGUGGUGGGGAAGAGAUGCUACCACUUCAUCCAUGCUGAGGACGUGGAGGGCAUCCGGCAGAGCCAUCUGGACCUGAUGAACAAGGGCCAGUGUGUGACCAAGUACUACCGCUGGAUCCAGAAGAACGGCGGCUACAUCUGGAUCCAGUCCAGCGCCACCAUCUCCAUCAACGCCAAGAACGCCAACGAGAAGAACAUCAUAUGGGUCAACUAUGUCCUCAGCAAUCCGGAGUACAAAGACGUGCCCAUGGAUAUCGCACAACUCCCCAACCUCCCUGAGAAGGCAUCCGAGUCAUCAGAGACCUCCGACUCCGAAUCUGACUUCAAGGAUAACUCCGAGGACAACGAGAACUCCAAAUCGGACGGCAAGGGCAACCGCUCCUCGGAGCACAGCGAGGACCCGGAGUCGGACAGCAAGAAGCCGUCGUCGCGGCAACCCUCGCACGAGCAGCAGCGGGAGAUGAUGAUGCGGAGGCAGGAGGAGGAGGAGGCCGAGGCCGACAGCGACAGCAACCCCGAGAGCCAGGACAGCGAGGACAGCCUGGAGGCCUCCGACUGCGAGGCCGAGAACAAGCAGCCGAGGCUGGGCACCGUGGCCGGGGCCGUGGGGGGCGGAGGCGGAGGUGGUGGAGGAGGACGCCUCAGGGGACUGCACAUCAAGGUGGAGCACUACGCAGACACCGAUGCCCUGGAGCUCCCCCACCACCAUAACUCCAACUCGUCGUCGUCCGACGAGGAAGAGGACGAGGAGGAGGACGACGACGACGAUGAGGAGGAGGAUGACGACGACGAUGAUGAUGACAACCCGACGGGGCUCAGCCCGAAGGAUUGCGGCAUGAGCAUCGCCGAGCUCGCCGGCGCGGCCGCCAGCAGCAAGCACCAGAAGCGCAAGAAGAGGCGGAAAAAGCAGAAGUGGAACGGCGGCGGGCGCAGGCAGAGGAUGAGGCUGUCCCCUGGGGAGGACGACGACCCCGCCGUUAGCCCCUCUUCUUCCAUGGCCCUGGGCGGCGCCGGAGAGCAGCCCCCGCUCCUCCCCCCGCCCUCCCCGGCCAGCGCCUCGGUGCUCAAGAUCAAGACGGAGAUGUCGGAGCCCAUCAACUUCGACAACGACAGCAGCAUCUGGAACUACCCGCCCAACCGCGAGAUCUCGCGCAACGAGUCCCCUUACAGCAUGACCAAGCCCCCCAACGGUGGUGGGGGCAGCGGUGGCAGCAGUGGCAGCGAGACCUUCCCCUCUCCGCAGGGCUCAGGGGGACUCCAGGUCUCCAUCCCCGACUCGGUGCUCACCCCUCCAGGCACUGACGGUGGCGGUGGUGGUAGUGUCACCCGGAAACAGGGGUUUCAUGGAAGCGGCACCAACGGAGGCACUCCCAACUCCACCUCCAGCGUGGGCUCGAACCUAGCGCCACCCUCCAGCUCCUCCUCCUCCUCCCCGCCCUCCCCACUCCUCUCGGCCUCCCCGCGGGACAACAAGCAGCCGGGAGGCCCUCCCACCACCCCCACCACCACCACCUCCUCCACCUCCUCCUCUUCCUCCAGCUCGGGCUCCCUGCUCUACAGUGGCGACCUGGAGGCGCUGCAGAGGCUGCAGGCGGGCAACAUGGUGCUUCCCCUGGUGCACCGGGUGACGGGCACCCUGGCUGCCGCCGCCGCUGCCUCCAGCACCUCGGGCUCCGGGGGGGCGCCGCGCGUCUACACCACGGGCACCAUCCGCUACGCGCCGGCCGACGUGACGCUGGCCAUGCAGGGCGCGGCCAACCUGCUGGCGGCGCCCAACGCGCACAGCGCCAUGAACUUUGUGGACGUCAACUCGCCGGGCUUCGCCAUCGACCCCAAGACGCCCAUGGAGAUGCUCUACCACCACGUGCACCGGCUCAACAUGUCGGCGGGCCCCUUCGGCGGCGCUGUCACCGGCGCCAGUCUGACCCAGAUGCCCGCCGCCAACGUCUUCACCACGGCCGAGGGCCUCUUCUCCACGCUGCCCUUCCCCGUCUACAGCAACGGCAUCCACGCCACGCAGACGCUCGACUCUCGCAAGGAGGACUGAGGAGCUCUCGGAGGAGCCAGCGUGGAGGCGAGGCGCUCCCAAGGCUCUCAACAUCCUCCACCAAGGAG